CAAAGGAGGAACGAACAAGUCUUGGGUACUUACUUCUAGUCCAAAUUCGUCACACGGCGCGGGAAAAAACAAAUUUGAGCAAAAUCAAAAUCCCAAACAAACAGUAACCAUUUCUUUCUUCAUUCUCUCACCAUGGAGAGAAUUCACGUCACCGUCCGUGCAAGACCUCUCUCACCGGAAGAUGCCAAAACCACCGUAUGGAGAAUCUCCGGCAACUCCAUCUUCAUUCCCAAUCACUCCUCCAAAUUCGAAUUCGAUCAAGUAUUCAACGAGAAUUGUAAAACCUCUGAAGUAUAUGAAGCUCAAACCAAAGAUAUAGUUGCUACUGCAGUUCGUGGAUUCAACGGUACUGUUUUCGCAUAUGGACAAACUAAUAGUGGUAAGACUCAUACAAUGCGUGGAUCGAAAGCUGAGCCUGGAGUUAUUCCUCGUGCUGUACAUGAUUUAUUUCAAAUUCUCGAACAAGAUGUUGAUCGAGAGUUUCUUCUACGAAUGUCAUACAUGGAGAUUUACAAUGAAGAGAUAAAUGAUUUAUUGGCUCCUGAACAUAGAAAACUGCAGAUUCAUGAAAACAUAGAGCGGGGAAUAUAUGUUGCGGGGCUGCGAGAAGAAAUUGUUACCUCUCCUGAGCAAGUCCUUGAUCUCAUGGAGUUUGGAGAAUCUCAUAGACACAUUGGAGAGACAAAUAUGAAUUUGUACAGUAGUAGAUCCCAUACUAUUUUUCGCAUGAUAAUUGAAAGCAGAGAUCGAAAUGAAGAUGAAAGCACUGAUAGCUCUUGUGAUGCUGUUCGUGUAUCAGUGUUGAAUUUAGUGGAUCUUGCUGGUUCAGAGCGUGCUGCAAAAACUGGAGCCGAAGGUGUACGACUCAAAGAGGGUUCUCACAUAAACAAAAGCUUAAUGACUUUGGGAACCGUGAUUAAAAAAUUGAGUGAAGGCGUUGAAAGCCAAGGGGGUCAUGUUCCAUAUCGAGAUAGCAAGCUUACGCGAAUUUUGCAACCAGCAUUAGGGGGAAAUGCUAACACGGCUAUAAUCUGUAAUAUCACACUUGCUCAGAUACAUACAGAUGAAACUAAAAGUAGUCUCCAAUUCGCAAGCCGUGCUUUGCGUGUCACAAAUUGCGCUAAAGUCAACGAGAUUAUGACAGAUGCUGCUUUAUUAAAACGCCAAAAGAAGGAAAUUGAAGAUCUUCGUGCAAAAUUGACGGGUUUUCGUUCAGAGCAUUUGGAAACGGAGAUCCUGAACCUUCGAAAUACAUUGCUACAGACGGAACUAGAAAGGGAACGCAUAGCUUUGGAAUUAGAGGAGGAAAAGAAAACUCAAGCGGAAUGGGAAAAGAGAGUACAUGAGCAAGCCAAGAGAAUUGAAAACUUGAGUUCAAUGGUUUUGUUUUCAAAUAGAGACGAGAACAACAAAUAUAUUAAAAAGGAGAAGAGGCGGGAUACAUGGUGUCCUGGAAAUCUUUCGCAGACGCAUCUAAAAGAUGUGUACUCUAGCAUCGACACAGAUGCUUCUCCUGCAGAACCUAUUCGACCUAAGCUAGAAAUGGGACCACUUCUUCCUUUCAAUGAACUUAUAAAUGAAGAUGACAACGUGGAUGAUUCUUGUAAGAAAGAUGAUAAUAACGGUGAUGCAAACGACAACUUCAAUCUACCAAACCCCUGUGCUUUAUUGCAUGUAACAAACAGGAGAAAGGAUCCAUCAUGGAAGAAAUGCUUAUCUAUGCAGGAAGAUAACAAAGAUCUACAACUGCAAGCAGAAUGUGAGAAUUUUAGAGAGUCAGAGGCUAUUCUUGUUAUCAAGAAACUUCAAGAGCAGAUUAACAUUUUGGAAAUGGAAAAGUCAUCAAGCCAACAGAACCUGGAUACUGUUUUUGAUUUGGCAACUGAGCAGAACAUAAGUGCCAGGGAGAAAUUUGAUGAGCUCAAUGAAGAGCUUAGAAAAGCACGGGAGGCAGCUCGGGUGGCGAGUGAACAACUUAUUUCCAGUAAAACUGUGGGCAACGUUGAUGAUGGGAAUGUUGACUUUAUAACAAGAGUUUCCAUGGGGAUUGAAGACAUAAUGUCCGAAGUACAAAACUCAAAAGAAGCUGUUCAAAGUGCUAUUUUGAUGGUUGAUGAUGCAACUAAAAGUUUCUCUACUCUCCGUAAUAUAUUCCUUGAUUUCAGAACCUCAAUAUCUCAGGAUUCUGUAGAACAAAAAUUAAUCUUUAGUAAUCAUCAGAAGUUGAAUUCUUGCUUAAGACAAACAAUAUCCGAUCUUGAGAAUGAGAAGAUUCUUCUGGACAGCCAGUUAGCUAAUAUUCAAAAGCUUCAUCAGGAGUCAGAACUAGAUGCUCAGAGCUCCCAUAAUUCUUUGUUGGAACGGUUGGGACAACAAGAAUUGGAAAAUGGAGAGCUGAUUUCUUAUAUCCAAACUCUUGAACAAGAUAUAUCAUGUUUAACAUCAUCUUCAGUGGCCAAGGAAAAGGAAACUUUAAGAAGAGAUCUUGAGAAGACAAAAACCAGGUUGAAAGAAACUGAAUUCAAGCUUAAGAAUGCUAUGCAAGAGAAAACAAAACUUGAGGGUGAGAAAGCCUGUGCUGAACGAGAGAUCAAACGGUUGCAUGGUCAGACCUCUCUUCUUGAACGCGAUAUCAAUAAACGUGAUUCACUUGCUAGUAGAAGACGUGAUUCAACUGUUGAAAAGAGUUCAAAGAUGUUUGAUCCUCAAAAACCAAAGGGCCCUGCAUUUUCUUUGGAAGAGUACAAAAAGCUGGAAGUUUUUGCAUUUGAAUCAGAAACAAGAAUCACUUCGUUGGAAGAAGAGAUAACAGCUGCGCUGAAAGAAAAAGAAGAGAUGAUAUCUAUUAAUGAAGCUUUGAAUUCAGAACUGGAAGAUUUGACUGAAAAACUUAGUACAUCAACCUCUGAAAUAUAUGAUUUGAAGGAGGAGAUUUCAGCUCUUAAACAAAGAUUGGAAGAAUCUGAUAUCAACCAAGAAAAAUUUAAAAGCUCUAUCAAAGUAUUGGCGGAAGAAAAGGAGGAGUUGGCAAUGCAACUCACAGAUGCCCUAUUGGAAAUAGAGGAGGAAAGGGCAAUUUGGUCUGCCAAGGAGAAAGAUGCACUUCUGGCCAUAGAAGAACAAGCUAGGUCAAACAAUGAGCAACAUACAUCAUUAUCAACAGAAUUAGCAGAAGUAAGGAGGGAAUUGAAAUCCUGUAGAGAAGAAUGCAAGAUCUUCCGCGAAAGGUUGACUAUUUCAUAUGAAAAUAUGCUUGGCAAGGAAAAAUCCAGGGAAAACGUUUUAGAUUUUGAUCACAUGGAAACGAACAAUGAUACGAACAGACAAUCCCAAGAAAUAUCAAAACCCAAAUUUGAGUUGCAGUCUAUCGAGCAUAAGCUGAAUGGCUGUCCUGAGAAUGAAGAUGGAAUUCAGAGAGAGGUGCAAGCUCUUAAUAAAGGAGAUAAUCUAUCAAUUCUAAGAGAAUUAGAUACUAUGUCAGAAUUUUUUAUUGAGUUUCAGAACCUCAAGAGCAAGCUUUCCAUUGUCGCAGAGGAAAGGGACAAAUUGACGACCCGGAUGGAAGAUCAACAGAAACAUCUUGUGGAAGUGGAAUUCUUGCUAAAACAUUGCCAAGAUGAGCUAUCAGGGGCAAAGAACCAUAUUGAGGAAUUGAGUCAUAAAAUUUCCUGCAUUGAAGUCAAAAUUCACGCGGAUAAAGUUACAAACAUGAAUGAAACAGCUAAGCUUAGAAUGAGACUACGAGGAACACAAGCGAAGCUAGAUGCUUUUCGUUGUCGAUAUAAGGGAGCAAUUGAUGAAUCAGUUUCGUCCAAAAUAAAGUAUAGAGAAGCUUCAGAGAAGCUGAAAGACAUGUUGGCUUCGCAAGGAUUAGAGGUGCUCAACCUAAAGAAACAGCUAGCUGCCAAAGAACAAUAGGAAAUUUGUAUAUAUAUUUUGUCGACACAUUCAUGUUCUCUGUAAUAUUUGAAUGAAGCCACAAAUGCACUUCGAAGAACAUGAUAAUUUCUUAUACAGGAAUCAUUAUGGUUUCAACCCUUAAAACAAUGUCCAAAUCAACCACGUAUCAGUUCA
Messenger RNA from Medicago truncatula (barrel medic), 4074 nucleotides. Its product is annotated as kinesin-like protein KIN-7O. The transcript is spliced from 32 exons. NCBI's taxonomy places the organism in Eukaryota, Viridiplantae, Streptophyta, Magnoliopsida, Fabales, Fabaceae. Gene Ontology annotation, molecular function: ATP binding; microtubule binding; microtubule motor activity. The coding region runs from base 133 to 3918 and encodes 1261 amino acids. The record is from RefSeq and is a predicted model, not a curated record. Gene Ontology annotation, biological process: microtubule-based movement.